ACCGUUACGUUCGUCUGUCUCUCUCUAGUCUCUACCAACGACCGUAUCCCCACUGUGGCUGACUUUCAGUCGUCUUCUCCCAACAGGCGUUCUUCCUAUGGCUAUUUUUGAUGGAUCUGUCUGUAGUUUGGGGCGCGACAUGAGUACAAAAGUUCUUCUUUCAGGCUUCUUGGUUGGCUGCCGUGAGUCAACGUACGGCUAGCUUAUGCUAACGUCGCUAGCAUGUGGUAACGUAAGCCGGCGAAGUUAAGUAGCGUUAACUCUCCGACGUAAACUACCGACUUUCCCCCUAUGGACUGCUUUUGUGUGUUUUUUUUCCUCGCAGCCGUCUACUUUCCGUUUGGUGACGCUAAAUCCCGUCAACUGACCUGGUGUGGGAGCUAAAACGCUAACAGUAGCAUUAGCACUCCUGGUUGAGUCUUUUUCUGAUUCAUUUCAAACGGUCAGCUUGUGUCACCUGCUGCCAAAAUGAUGGACUUUGAUAAUAUUUUGGAUAUCGCCACGCAAAAUCGGACCCCCGGCAAUUCACAGCAGAAGAGAUACAGUUUACAAGCUGCGCCUCCCAAAAAGCACCCGACGUCGAAAGGUGUGAGUGCUUCAGCUGUGCAGGCGCUUCUGAAGAAACAAAGCUGCGAUAGCAAAAAGAAAGAAACCAAUAUGAAGAAACAGAAGGAGGACCUACUGGCAAAGAGGGUUGAGAUGAAGUCGGACCGUAAGGCGCGAGCCAUGGCGUCCAGAACUAAGGACAAUUUCAGAGGCUACAAUGGCAUUCCGGUGGUCGAGCUUCCUAAGAAAAGACGAUCCAAACUAGAGAUGCAGCAGGACAGGUCGAUGAACGAGGAAGGCUUCAGGAAUAACUCGAUUGACCCAGAGGACGAAGAGGAUAUGUAUGAGUAUGAAAAGUCAGAUUCAGAAUCGGAGCAGGAGCCAGAGCUGCGCAGACCUGGGAAAACCACAAGUUUUCGAGGAAAUAGUGGUGGUGGUGGCGGCAGCAGCAGCAGCAGCAGCAGCAAGCCCUCCUCUAAAAAAUCCAGUGGACCACCCAAGCCCGCUCCACCUCCAAUGAACUUUGCAGAGUUACUCAAAUUGGCAGAGAAGAAGCAGUUUGAGCCAGUUGAGGUAAAAGUCAAGGUAGGGAAAAAAGAGGACCGGCUCCGAACAGCUGACGAGAUAAAGGAACUGGAGCAGGAGCGCAGGGCUCUGAGGCCGAACAAAGACUCUCAGGCAGAAAGAGACGGCAGAUCUCAGUCUAGCUCUAGUUCAAUGAGAAAAGGCUCUUCCGAGAAGGAGCAAAAGAGCUAUAAACCACAGAAGACCUCCUCAGAGAAGCAAAGUGUUCCCAGUGGGUCAGGAAAGAGGUUGCAUCCAACACUGACGCGUGAUAAAGGCCAGACUUCUUCUAAGCCCUCUGCGGGGGACAGAGAGAGAGAGAGACCCAAGAUGUCUCACAGCGAUCGAGACCGAUCCAAGACAAACGUGUCGAGUUCCUCUGGUGCCAUAAAUGGUAAAAGUACUUUGAAAGCCACAUCUUCUCAUGUUUCAGCCAAGCAAGGGGGGCUCAAGCCCUCGUCUAGCCACAAAUCCAGCACCUCAAGUGACCUUAACCUCAAAAAAGAAAGCUCGUCGAGAGCCUCGGGUAUUCCUGGGACCAGGGCUCCUGGCACGGCUGCAACAGGCCAAAGAUCUCAACCUGGGAGCUCUCAGCAGGCCAGGACCAGUCAGGGUAGCUCAUCAAAGCAGGGACCUAUAGUUGGGGGUCACAAGUCUGGAAAGACGGAACCACCAAGGCCUGGAUUUAACUCUGCUGGAAAAUCAAGCGGUAAUUCUGCGAUGAGACCUUCAUCGGGCGGUCCUCCUAAGGCCGGGGGCCAACCUCAGUCGAGGCCGCAGGGCACACCCCAGGCAAGAGCUGGUGGGAGUGGCCUACAGGGUCAACCUCGAGGUGGUGGCUCUCGACCUCCGGGAAAUGGACCUGGUCGUGGGGGACCAGCAGCUGGGCGACCGGCUGGGAGCAUCGGAUCAGGACCUGGAAGCAUGUGCACCGUGGUGUCUGAGACCAUUUCAUCCAAGAAUUUUGGUGGACCCAGGCCAGGAGUCCCACCUCGGCCAGGAAUGCCACAGAGUCCUAUGAUGAACAGACCACCAGGCACAAUGUUACCACCCAUCGCCUCUGGAUACAAGAGGAGAUACGAGGAAGAGGAUGACGAGUGCGACUCAGAAAUGGAGGAUUUUAUCGAUGAGAAGGACGACGGUCAAGACGACAUUUCCAGGCACAUUAAAGAAAUCUUUGGCUAUGAUAAAAACAAGUACAAGGACGAGAGCGACUAUGCACUUAAAUUCAUGGAGAGCAGUUGGAGAGAUGUGCAGAAGGAGGAGGCCAGGAGCCUGAGAAUGGCCGUGCAGGAAGAUCUGGACGAGGAGAAGAGGGAUCAAGAGGACAUGAACAAGAGGAAAAAAAAGAACUGAAGCUCCUUUUUUGUUGUUGAGAAAUAGACAAAACCAAAACAAUCCCGCCUCCUGAAAGGCGUGACAGGCGGACUGCCAUGGAGCUCAGUGACGGCGUCCACCUUGACCGCUGUAGCUGUCUCUGCUUCAAUAUGACUGGACUCAAUCGGAGUGGAGUGGCACAUGGCAUUGGCUCCAGAGGGAAAGAAGAGAAUGUUAGUCACAGACUAAAUACCUACCAAUCAUUCAGCCACUAGUGUGUGUG
Messenger RNA from Pseudoliparis swirei, 2710 nucleotides. RefSeq names its product SPT2 chromatin protein domain containing 1 (gene spty2d1). Gene Ontology annotation, molecular function: histone binding; DNA binding. Gene Ontology annotation, biological process: nucleosome assembly; regulation of DNA-templated transcription. Bases 469 to 2466 code for a protein of 665 amino acids. The record is from RefSeq and is a predicted model, not a curated record. NCBI's taxonomy places the organism in Eukaryota, Metazoa, Chordata, Actinopteri, Perciformes, Liparidae. Gene Ontology annotation, cellular component: nucleolus. The transcript is spliced from 6 exons.